This is a messenger RNA of Gadus morhua (Atlantic cod), 4361 nucleotides long. RefSeq names its product zinc finger protein 845. Gene Ontology annotation, cellular component: nucleus. The transcript is spliced from 8 exons. Gene Ontology annotation, biological process: regulation of gene expression. Lineage: Eukaryota; Metazoa; Chordata; Actinopteri; Gadiformes; Gadidae. Bases 90 to 4181 code for a protein of 1363 amino acids. The record is from RefSeq and is a predicted model, not a curated record.
AUGUCUUGUAUGUGUUUCCUUCUCUAUGUGGAAAGACGCAGACCCCAGACACCAUUUCAAUCAAGGUUGAAGAGGAUGUUGGUGGAGGCAUGCCCCCUGUAGAAGACUGCGAUGCCUUUGUAGACCGCAGCACGCAGCGCGGCGCCACCUCGGAGAGUCUGGGUGUGGACGCCCCUGGCUCCUCCCACAUUUCAAGUCACACUGAGGAAAUGAAGAUCCUGUGCGUCCACGGAAAAGGGGAGGGCCCUCUGGCGACAGACGUCCAUGACACGCUCUUCACCUCGUCAGAAGUGGAGGCCCUGAACUCGCUGUCUGCGGACCACAGCGCGGCCAAGAGCCUGGAGCGCGGCGAGCGGCUGGUCUGCCACGAGGAGCUGAGUGUGCAGCAGACCCCAGACACCAUUUCAAUCAAGGUUGAAGAGGAUAUUGGUGGAGGCAUGCCCGCUGUAGAAGACGGCGGCAAUGACAUCAGAGACUGCAGCACGCAGCGCGGCGCGACGAGUGAGGACGCUACUGGCUCCCCCCACAUGUCAAGUCACUGCGGGGAGCUGCGCAUCCUGAGCGUCUGCGGACAAGGGGAGGGCCCACUGGCGGUGGACGGCCAUGACACCCUCUUUGCCGCGUCAGAACUGGAGGCCUUGAGCUCGCUGUCCGCUGACCACAGCGUGGCCAAGAGCCUGAACUGCAGCGUGCUGCUCGUCCGCCUUGAGGAGCUGACUGGGCAUCAGGGCGGCCGCAAGGGCCGGCCCGGUGUCUUGUGUGGCAAGGUUAUUCCCAACAAGGCCAAUCAGAUCCACACCGACGAGAAGCCGUACGGUUGCGACGAAUGCAUGAAGCGCUUCAGUCGGAAAGGCUACCUGAAACGCCACAUGAUGGUUCACUACGGGAAGAAGCCCUACAGUUGUGACAAAUGCACUAAGCGCUUCCAAUGGCAAUGUGAACUUAAGCUCCACUUGACGGCUCACUCUGGCCUGAAGCCCUACAGGUGUGACCAAUGCAUGAAGCUCUUCAGUCAGAAAUGCACUCUGAAGCGUCACAUGAGGAGCCACUCCGGGGUGAAGCCCUACAAGUGCGACCAAUGCACGAUGAGCUUCACUGUGAAAGGCACCCUGAAGAUCCACAUGAGGACUCACUCCGGGGAGAAGCCCUACAAGUGCGACCAAUGCACAAAGCGCUUCAGUCAGAAAUGCAGCCUGAAGCUCCACAUGAGAACUCACUCCAGGGAGAAGCCUCACAAGUGUGACCAAUGCGUGAAGUGCUUCAGUCAUAUUUUCGACCUGAAUGCCCACAUGAUGACUCACACCGGGGAGAAGCCCUACAAGUGCGACCAAUGCGAAAAGCGCUUCAGUCAGAAAGGCAACCUGAAGUCCCACAUGAGGACUCACUCCGGGGAGAAGCCCUACAAGUUCGACCAACGCAUGAAGGGCUCAGUGGCGGAGCUAGAACAUUUUCACUGGGAUGGCCAGGAGGAUGGCGCUGCUUUUGGAGACCGUAGCACGCAGCGCGGCGCCACCUCGGAGAGUCUGGGUGUGGACGCCCCUGGCUCCUCCCACCUGGCCAGACACAGGGAGGAGCUGAAGAUUCUGAUCAUCCAUGAAAAAGGGGAGGGUAGACUGGCGAUAGACGGCCAUGACACCCUCUUUACCGCGUCAGAAGUGGAGGCCCUGAACUCGCUGUCUGCGGACCACAGCGCGGCCAAGAGCCUGGAGCGCGGCGAGCGGCUGGUCUGCCGCGAGGAGCUGAGUAAUACCAUUAUUUUCGCUUUCCUCUCCGAAGAAGACGGCAUUGACAUCAGAGACUGCAGCACGCAGCGCGGCGCCACCUCGGAGUGUCUGCGUGUGGACGCCCCUGGCUCCUCCCACAUGUCAAGUAACAGCGGGGAGCUGCGGAUCCUGAGCGUCUACGGACAAGGGGAGGGCUCACUGGCAGUGGACGGCCAUGACACCCUCUUUGCCGCGUCAGAACCGGAGGCCUUGAGCUCGCUGGCCGCUGACCACAGCGUGGCCAAGAGCCUGAACUGCAGCGUGAGGCUCGUCCGCCUUGAGGAGCUGACUGGGCAUCAGGGCGGCCGCAAGGGCCGGCCCGGUGUCUUGGGUGGCAAGGUUAUUCCCAACAAUGCCAAUAUGAUCCACACCCACGAGGAGCCGUACGUGUGCGACCAAUGCAUGAUGUGCUUCAGUCGAAAAGGCUACCUGAAGGUCCACAUGAGGACUCACUCCGGGGAGAAGCCGUUCAGGUGUGACCAAUGCACGAAGCGCUUCAGUCAGAGCGGGUCCCUGAAGGUCCACAUGAGGACUCACUCCGGGGAGAAGCCGUACAAGUGUGACCACUGCAUCAAGUGCUUCAGUCAGAACGGGGCGCUGAAGGUCCACAUGAGGACUCACUCCGGGGAGAAGCCCUACAAGUGUGACCAAUGCACGAUGAGCUUCAGUCUGAAAAGCCACAUGAAGGGCCACAUGAGGACCCACUCCGGGGAAAAUCCCUAUAAGUGUGACCAAUGCACGAUGCGAUUCAGAAAGGAAAGCUCCCUGAAGAUCCACAUGUGGACUCACGCUGGGGAGAAGCCCUACAGGUGUGACCUAUGCACGAUGCGCUUCAGAAAGAAAAGCUACCUGAUGAUCCACAUGAUGACUCACUCCGGGGAGAAGCCCUACAAGUGUGACCAAUGCACGAAGCGCUACACUCAUAUUUCCGCCCUGAAGACACACAUGAGGACUCACACCGGGGAGACGCCCUACAAGUGUGACCAAUGUACGAAGCGCUUCAGUCUGAAAGGCACCCUGAACAGACACAUAGCGACUCACUCCGGGGAGAAGCCCUACAAGUGUGACCAAUGCACGAAGCGCUUCGGAGAGAAAUCCAAGCUGAAGCGUCACAUGAGGACUCACUCCGGCGGGAAGCCGUACGGGUGCGACCAAUACAUGAAGAGCUCAGUGGAGGAGCAAGAACAUUUUCAGUGGGAUGGCCAGGAAGUCUGCGAUGCCUUUGGAGACCGGAGCACGCAGCGCGGCGCCACCUCGGAGAGUCUGGGUGUGGACGCCCCUGGCUCCUCCCACCUGGCCAGUCACAGGGAGGAGCUGAAGAUUGUGAUCGUCCACGAAGUAGGGGACGGUCAACUGGCGGUGGACGGCCAUGACACCCUCUUCAACGCGUCAGAAGUGGAGGCCCUGAACUCGCUGCCUGCGGACCAGAGCGCGGCCAAGAGCCUGGAGCGCGGCGAGCGGCUGGUCUGCCACGAGGAGCUGAGUGUGCAGGUUGGAAAUCAUCUUCUUAUUCAGCAUCCAAAUGAGAGGCUUCCUCUGUUACAACUCCAGCACACACCCUUAGAAAGCCCACACCUUUAUGAAGCAAUGAGUCGUAAGUGGGGAUUCACAACUAAUCUUUACGGCAAUGACAUCAGAGACUGCAGCACGCAGCGCGGCGCCACCUCGGAGUGUCUGCGUGUGGACGCCCCUGGCUCCUCCCACAUGUCAAGUCACAGGGGGGAGCUGCGCAUCCUGAGCGUCUACGGACAAGGGGAGGGCUCACUGGCGGUGGACGGCCAUGACACCCUCUUUGCCGCGUCAGAACUGGAGGCCUUGAGCUCGCUGUCCGCUGACCACAGCGUGGCCAAGAGCCUGAACUGCAGCGUACGGCUCGUCCGCCUUGAGGAGCUGACUGGGCAUCAGGGCGGCCGCAAGGGCCGGCCCGGUGUCUUGGGUGGCAAGGUUAUUCCCAACAAUGCCAAUAUGAUCGUCAACAUGAGUACCAACACCAACGAGAAGCCGCACAGGUGCGCCCAAUGCAUGAUGCGCUUCCAAUGGAAAAGCGACCUGAAGAUCCACAUGAGGACUCACACUGGUGAGAAGCCCUACAAGUGUGACCAAUGCACGAAGCGCUUCAGUCGGACAGGCACCCUGAAGACCCACCUGAGGACUCACUCAGGGGAGAAGCCCUACAGGUGUGGCCAAUGCACGAAGCGCUUCAGUCAGAGCUCUGCGCUGAAGACCCACAUGAGGACUCACACAAGCGAGAAGCCGUACAGGUGUGACCAAUGCACGAUGCGCUUCAGUCGUGUCUCCACCCUGAAGAUCCACAUGAGGACUCACUCCGGCGAGAAGCCCUACAGGUGUGACCAAUGCAGGAUGCGCUUCAGUCAUGGCUCCGCCCUGAAGAUUCACGUGAGGACUCACUCUGGUUAGAAGUGCACAUGCUCAUGCACACGGACAAUGGGGUGCUUUAACAUGGGGUACAAGAUGCUUUGACACCUCUAUCCUGUAUUUGUUGAACAUUUCUGACUAAACACUUUCCAACUUUUGAUUCGCUUUGUUUUUAUUGUUAAUAAUUUAAAGGCAAUAAACAUGUAUUGCAGUGUUACGGAA